GCCUCGACUCUCCGGGGUCCGCAGUCGGGAUGUGAUCCUGACGCCCCCGGGAUUUCAGAGGAAGAUGCAAAACCAAUCUUCUUGCCAACUCAGCGGUCGCUCUCACUUCCAGUCCAGUUGUCCUUCUGGAAUUAUCGCACAGUUGUAUCAAAGCCAGUUAUUAACAUAUAUGGUGUCCCUUGGAUUUCUUUUAAAAACGAGGAAGUACGACAGGGGGGAAACGACCGGUUAAUGUAGCUUGCCAACUUUUUUAGUUUUUUGUGUACUGCAAAAUAACCGUUUGUGCGUGCUUGUAUUUGGGGAUCCUAGCUCGAUUAGGUUAACGGCAGGGAGGACACCGCCUAAUACUGCGUUGCAAGAGGAUGAGUAGUAAUUUAGAAAUGCAGUAGGUCUGACUCGUGGGAGGAGCAAAGAUUGAGAAGGGUUCACUAUAGCGAAGUGAAGAACUGGGCAGUGAUAACAUCCUUAGGUCCCGUGUCGUCCUUAAACUUCAGAAGAGGCUGGUCAGCUCUUCGGCCACUACUUUAAGGGGUAACCUCUCUCCGCUAGGGUUUGGUCCAGGCUCUCCAAGCUUGUUUAUUUUUAGACGUAUUCUGACAGUAGGGGACGUCUGUCAGUUUUACCUGGAUUGCAUAGACGACCGUGUGUAAUGAGAGGGCUGAGCUUUUGAAAUUCUUCAACCAUGACUAAAAGAGAAGCGGAGGAGCUGAUAGAAAUUGAGAUUGAUGGAACAGAGAAACCAGAGUGCACAGAAGAGAGCAUUGUAGAACAAACCUACACCCCAGCUGAAUGUGUAAGCCAGGCCAUAGACAUCAAUGAGCCAAUAGGCAAUUUAAAGAAACUACUAGAACCAAGACUGCAGUGUUCUUUGGAUGCUCAUGAAAUUUGCCUGCAAGAUAUUCAGCUGGAUCCAGAACGAAGUUUGUUUGACCAAGGAGUAAAGACAGAUGGAACUGUACAGCUUAGUGUACAGGUAAUUUCUUACCAAGGAAUUGAACCAAAGCUAAACAUCCUUGAAAUUGUUAAACCUGCGGAAACAGUUGAAGUAGUUAUUGAUCCAGAUGCCCACCAUGCUGAAGCUGAAGCACAUCUUGUUGAGGAAGCUCAAGUGAUAACUCUUGAUGGCACAAAACACAUCACAACCAUUUCAGAUGAAACCUCAGAACAAGUGACAAGAUGGGCGGCCGCACUGGAAGGUUAUAGGAAAGAGCAAGAACGCCUUGGGAUACCCUAUGAUCCCAUACAGUGGUCCACAGACCAAGUGCUGCACUGGGUGGUCUGGGUAAUGAAGGAAUUCAGUAUGACUGAUAUAGACCUCAGCACACUCAACAUUUCGGGAAGAGAGUUAUGUAGUCUCAACCAAGAAGAUUUUUUUCAGCGGGUACCUCGGGGAGAAAUUCUCUGGAGUCAUCUGGAGCUUCUUCGAAAAUAUGUAUUGGCAAGCCAAGAACAACAGAUGAAUGAGAUAGUUACGAUUGAUCAACCUGUGCAAAUUAUUCCAGCAUCAGUGCAGUCUGCUACACCAACUACCCUUAAAGUUAUAAAUAGUAGUGCAAAGGCAGCUAAAAUACAAAGAGCUCCAAGGAUUUCAGGAGAAGAUAGAAGUUCACCUGGGAACAGAACAGGAAACAAUGGCCAAAUCCAACUAUGGCAAUUUUUGUUAGAACUUCUUACUGACAAAGAUGCUCGAGACUGCAUUUCUUGGGUUGGUGAUGAAGGCGAGUUUAAGCUAAAUCAGCCUGAACUGGUUGCACAGAAAUGGGGACAACGUAAAAAUAAACCUACUAUGAACUAUGAGAAACUCAGUCGUGCGUUAAGGUAUUACUAUGAUGGGGACAUGAUUUGUAAAGUUCAAGGCAAGAGAUUUGUGUACAAGUUUGUCUGUGACUUGAAGACUCUUAUUGGAUACAGUGCAGCAGAGUUGAACCGUUUGGUCACAGAAUGUGAACAGAAGAAACUUGCAAAGAUGCAGCUCCAUGGAAUUGCUCAGCCGGUCACAGCCGUAGCCCUGGCUACUGCUUCUCUGCAAACAGAAAAGGAUAAUUGAGCCCAGGACCUUCUGGGAAUUUGAGGUCUUUCUUAAAUAUUAGAGCAAGUAUUGCUCUUACCUUUAUUACUGAAUUUGAAUCUUCUUUUAUUUCUAGACUGUACAAUCUGAUGCAUGAUUUUUUAUAAAUAUUUCAUACUCUUGUGAAUUUGGAUCUUUUUACUUUGAGCAUAUAUUUUAGAAUAUGUAUAUAUUAUAGGAUCACCACAAUGUCUUCAGCGUGAAGGCAGGUUCAUUGUGGGAUAGUUUGUUAACAGUCAGGAAAGCUAAACUGGUCAGUAUUAAUGUCUAGCUCUACCAAAAAUCUCCAGUAGCAUCUGAGGAUGAAAAAUAAAUGAAGUCUCUACAGGAAACAGUCUGGCUUAACUACAGUAGUCCCUCCUUAUACACAGAGGAUGCGUUCCAAGCCCCCCAGUGGAUGCCUGAAACAUCAAGGAUAGCACCGAACCCUAUUCGUACUACGUUUUUUCCUCUACAUACAAACCUAUGAUAAAGUUUAAUUUAUAAGUUAGGCACGGUAAGAGAUUAACAACCAUAACUUCUCUGUGGUAUAUCCGAAUUGCCGGCAUCACUGCUCUUGCACUUUGGGGCCAUUAUUAAGUAAAAUAAGGGUGACGAACACAAGCACUGCAAUAGCACAAUAGUCUAGACGCUGCCAAUCAUGAGCAGGUAGCAUGUCCAGCGUGGAUGCGCUGGACACAGGCAUGAUUCACGUCCUGGGCGGGACAGAAUGGGACGGCUUGGGAUUUCAUCAUGCUACUCAGAACAGCGCACAAUUUAAAACUUAUGAAUUGAUUAUUUCUGGAAUUUUUCAUCUAAUAUUUUCAGACUACAAUUGACCGCUGGUAACUGAACUGCGGAUAAGGGGGGACUACUGUAUUUUUGAAAAUAUAACUGUUUCCCCUCUCUGCUGCUUUAGAUGUUGCUUUACACAGAACCAGUAAAUGGAGCUUCUCACAGCUAAAGAUGUGUGCCUGUUUCAUCUAAUCAAGCAGAGCUAAAAUAUAUCGAAUAAAAUUAUAAUAAUAAUAAAUUACUAAACUAAGAGUAUCAAGUUAUUAAAGUAAUUUAUCUAUUUGCAAGCAAAGGACAGUAAGAAGUCAGUGGCAGAAGAGCAGUGCUGAAGAAAGAGAUCCAGGUUUAAAUCUGGCUUAACUCAAGCCAAUUUUAAGGACUUUCUGUACAGAUUAUUCGUAAUGUCAGGACAAGAAUUUAAAUUAUUUUGAGAGGCAUUUAAUUCUAAUAAACUAACUAUUAGAAAAUUUCUGAAAUGAUCUCUGUUUUUCCUGUCAGAGAUUUAAAAAACUGAAAAGGUUUACCUCAGCCAGAAAACAAGUUUGGUUUUAGUUUGGUUUGGUAUGGCUUCCUUUUUUUUUUUUUUUUUUAAUUACCCUAUCGUGUCAGUUUAUUAUGCAGAGCAGCGUAUAUAAUCAUUGUGCUUCUGAUGAAAUGAAGACUUUAAAUCAGUCAGCAGUACUUUACAUUAGAAAAUCACUUGCAAAUAGUUUUAAAGGGAAAUUUUGACCUCUGGUAUAGGCAGUCUUUUAAAACAAAAUUUCACAUUUAUUUAAUUUUUUCCUUUUGAAUGUUAUGUAUGUGUGAAUAUACAAAUGUCUAUAUACGUGUCUAAUUGACUAUUAUAUAUACACACAUACCUGGGAAGACAUAAUGAUAUUGAAAAGGAAAGCUACUUCAAAAGGUAAUAGCUCAUUUGAAAAACUCUUUAAAAAUUAAAUAAUUCUAUAUAUAUGAAACUCUUAACCACAAGCUAACACUAAACAGAAAUGGCUUGAAGUGUCUUUCUUUUUUGCUUGAUUGCUCACUCGCUUGCUUGCUUUUUUCUUUUUGUUGUUUGUUUUAAGGUAUUAUGCAUAAAUCAUGAUAUGAGAUAUUGGCAAAUAGUUUUUAAUUCUUUUACAGCAGAGACUGAUUCUCAAAUAUUACUUUAUGCACCUUCUCCCUCAUCAUUUCCUCUAAAUCCAUCCCCCAAAAGACAUUUCUAAGAGCUCAGUUCAGGCUUUUGACUAAUGAGGAGGAAAGGGCCGUGGUGGUGCAGGCAGGGUGGCGUUGGCAGCGGCUGCUCCGAAUGCUGAGUAGUGGUGUGAGAUGAACCACCGGAGGCAGGGUCUUAGGAACAGGGAGAGGAGGGAUCUCUGCUCUCCUUUCCUGGUAACCUCAGAUCAUCAUUUUAAGUGCGGUGUUAGAGGACUACACGUGUAAUGUAGUUCGUUUAUAUUGUAUUGUCCUUUAAGACCCUGUAGUAGAUACACGAAAAGAAUAAAAUUUGUAACUUCCAUUUUUACCUAUUUAUAACUACUUACAGAAUAGACUGACAUAUUAUUAGUUUAAUUUGGGCGCUGUGAUUACAAGAAUAUUUGAGUAGGAUAGCAUAUGAAAUAAAUAUAGAAACUCUUGUUUCAGAUAACAAAUAGAUAGCUAAAAAGAAGGUUUUGAACCAUCCUCUUAGGGCCUGGGGAGUAUUCAAGUUGCUUGUAGUUUUAAAAAAUAACAGAGUAUACUCUUCUAGUAUAUUAUCAAGAGCUUAGAAUUGUUGACUUUGAUUUAAAAUGUUUUUGGGGAGAUACUUACGUUAAACUUUUGCCAAGGUUGACAGACUUCCUUUAUGUCUCAAUUACAUGUAUAUACAUUUUUACGGCAAGUAACACCCACAUUUCUUUUAGAUCUCUGAAAUCAAACUAUUAUUUUUCUCUUUUAACCAUUCCACAGAUGCUUUUUUUUAAAAAACAUGUUCUAUCCAUUUUCUUUCUUUGGUAGUUUUUAUUUUAUUUCUCGUUGUAAUUUGAACAGAGACAGUUCUCAUACACGACCAGGUGCUGUUUCUUUUAUCUUUGCCUCUCGCCAUCAUUUUAAGCACCAUAACAGAGGUAAAGUAGUGAGACUAAUUUCCCCAGUUGAUUUGGGAAACUUCUGUUACUUUCCUCAACUUAUAUAUAAACUAUUUCCAUUGUCCUUGUUGAAGUUACAGUCAUCAGAAAGCCAAGUAGUCUUUUCUUUUACUGAAAGAUAACUUGUGUGGUGAAAGAGUAAUAUACUUCAUGCUACUCAUUCUUUGCUCUGUUUUUGUGAAUGAAUUUUCUGUAGGAGAAUUUACAGUAAAUUCAAAGGAAGAAGUAUUGGUCAUCUUUUGUACUGUGUAAGUACAAAACAAAAUACUCAUUUUUCUUUUGAAGCUUGUUUUCCACAUAAGGUUCUCAUUGAGCCAACUUUCAUGCAUAUUUUGCUAGCCUGAAGUUUGGAAAUUUGUGUUGGCAUCAGAAAAUCAAACAGUAGGCAGAAUUGCUAUGUGUGCUUGAUCUUCACAUAAAUUGACUUAUCACAUUCAUUUUUUAUCAAUCCAUGUCAAUUAAUUAGGAAGAAUUGUUUAGUUGUUUUUCUCCCUUGAUUAAUGGUGAAACUCAAGUAUAUUUCUUAAAGAGUUGUGCCUCCAAAUAUUUUUGGUGCGGUCUGCUGUUUUCCAUAUUCAUCAUUUUAUGCUACUGCCUUUUAAAAAGAACUAGUGUAUCUUUGAAAUAGCACAGAAAUUGUUUUAAAAUUCAUAAUUGCAAAACAACCUGUGACUAAAUGUCUUCAUAUCUAGAGGAUGUAAAAAUAUUGAUAUUUCAGUGAUAUUUCACUUAUUGCCAGAAAAAAAUAUUCUCAAUCUUUUGUAAAAGGGAGGAGGAUUUUUGCAUACAUUUUUACUCUUUAAAUAAAGACACUUAUACUGUCAUAAUAACAA
This is a messenger RNA of Equus quagga, 5786 nucleotides long. It is a transcript of the gene GABPA, whose product is annotated as GA binding protein transcription factor subunit alpha. Gene Ontology annotation, molecular function: DNA-binding transcription factor activity, RNA polymerase II-specific; sequence-specific DNA binding. Gene Ontology annotation, biological process: regulation of transcription by RNA polymerase II; cell differentiation. The transcript has 10 exons. Lineage: Eukaryota; Metazoa; Chordata; Mammalia; Perissodactyla; Equidae. The coding region runs from base 683 to 2047 and encodes 454 amino acids. The record is from RefSeq and is a predicted model, not a curated record. Gene Ontology annotation, cellular component: nucleus.